CACGGUGUCCACAGAGGACAGGAAUCUUCCUCUCACAGAGACAAUUUAUUUCCAAGCGUGUCUCACGCUGGAGUUGGUCUACUGUUUGAUGUCUUCUGGUUAAAGGCCUAACUUACACUUUGGGUUUGGAAGAUUGGAAUACGUCAUGAUGGAAGAUGACGGAACACCAAACAGAAAGUCCACAAGGUUUAUUUUCAUUGUCUUCUCUCUGACUAUCAACAAUUGCAUUGGAUUUUCACUGAGGAACUGUCGAAUCAGUUCCGACCGCGCCAUUUGUUUGAGCAACCUUAAUGCUGUCCCUCGUGACGUCCCGCGAUCAAUCAAAGAGUUUGACUUGUCCAGUAACAAAAUAUCCAAAAUACAAUUCAGUGACUUCAGAAAUUACAUGGCCCUGGUAGAGUUAAAGUUAAAUUGUAACAUCAUUUCACAGAUAGAAGAAGGUGCCUUUGCUGACCUGCGCUCGCUCCAGAGGUUGAAUCUGAAUAAUAACCGGCUGGCACGACUGGGAGACGUUUUUGGUGGUUUGGGCAACCUAACUGAGCUGAGAAUCACCAGCAAUAACAUCAAGAGCGUGCUGUCGUCCUCCUUUAAGCCUCUGAGGAGACUGACCUUUCUGGACCUGUCCUACAACAAACUGCAGAAAUUGUUAUAUGUUCAUCAUGCAAUACAACAUCUACCAAAUCUACAGUAUCUGAUCAUCAAAAGUAUCAAUCUAAGUAUUUUUCAGUCUUGGGAACUGACCAACCGCACGGUGGGUCUCCAACACCUUGAUUUAUCCCACAAUUCCAUUGAUGUCUUCAGCAUCACCGCAGAUGUUUUCCAAAACCUAACGUUGCUAAACAUUAGCAGCCCCCCAAGGAAGCACAAGAUGAAAUGGGACAUUCGAGAGCAAACGCUGCUCAGCCGAGUGUCCACCCUCGACAUUGGCGGGACACACUUGGAAAACAUCAGAACAUUUUUUGAGAGCUUCAAUUUUUCACUGACUUCUCUGAUGGUAAAAGCAACGAAACACAACCUUAAAGAGCUGCUCGGCAUCGCCUGUACCAUCCCAACGCUGACGCAGCUCCAAAUCAGACGCAACAAGCUCAAGAUGGUGGAUUCAGGUCUGUUUCAGCCAUGUUCCGGUGUCACAGAGUUGGAUCUCACUGAAAAUGGCAUCCAAGGCACCUCCCAAGACUCCUUCAGAGCCCUUCAAGGGCUGAAGAACUUGAGUUUCAGCCACAAUAAACUCACACUGGUCCCGCCUGCCAUCAGGAAUCUGACCAGGCUUCUGGAACUGGACCUGAGCUCCAACAACAUCACCUCUCUUGGUUGUGAUGACUUUGCAGAGUUGGGCAAACUCACGGUGCUCCGUCUUUGCUGGAAUUUCCUCACAACCAUCAGGCAGUGCGUCUUCAAGAAUCUGACCAACCUUCAGGUCCUCAAUAUGCAGAAGAACCAAAUCACACGACUGGAUUAUGCUUUUAAAAUAUACUUGCCAAACCUCAGACAACUUCGACUGUACGGCAAUCAACUCACCACCAUUGAAGACGGCGAGUUUAAGGGCUUGCGGUCUCUUCAGUACCUGACCCUGCACGGAAAUCAUAUCAACAAGCUGAAAAAUGGUUGUUUCAGAGGACUGACUAUGCUCACAGAUAUCCUGCUGCAAUCCAAUGACAUCGGAGAAAUAACCCAGGAUGUGUUCAAUGAUCUGAUUAAUUUAAGAAGGUUGCGUUUAUUGGAUAAUCACAUCAAAUACAAUUCCAGCGCAGCUUUGCCAAAGCCGCCAUUCGCUCGCCUUUCUCUCUUGGAGAGUCUCAUCAUGUCGGGCCAACACAGCAGGCUCAAGAACUACUUACCACGCAACUUCCUGCAAGGUUUGACCAACCUCUUGGUCUUUAAUACCAGGAACGUCCAGCUCUUGUCCUUGCAUCAAGAUAUGUUCAAGUACACUCCUCUUCUGCAGAGGCUGGACAUCAGCUCAAACGACCUCGGGGAUGUCUCGCCACAUUUGUUUGCCCCCAUCCAGAACCUUCAAAGCCUCUACAUUUCCAGAACAAGUCUUCAGUCGCUAGAUUUUUUAAAGGAGGCCAAUCUUACCAAGCUGGAGUUCCUGCAAGCACGAAAGAACCAAUAUUCAGUCAUCACUAAGGAACAGCUGGAAGACCUUCCUGCUCUGGCUUAUCUGGAUCUUCAAGGCAACAGUUUCACCUGCGACUGCGACAUCAUCUGGUUCAUCCAGUGGGUAAAUGACACCAAAACACAAGUUUAUGACGCCUAUAACUUUGUAUGCAACUACCCCCCGAACCUUAAAGGCUCCAAGCUCCUGGACCUUGACAUCCGAUCCUGCUCCGUGGACAUUGAGUUCCUAUACUUCAUCUCCACCACAUGUGCCAUCCUCUUGUUCAUGCUGACCACCUCCACCUACCAUUUCCUGCGAUGGCAGCUGGCUUACGCCUAUCACCUCUUCCUGGCUUUGCUGUACGAGAGGAAGCACAGGAACACGCAGCCUCAAUGUCUCUACGACGCUUUUGUGUCCUACAACGCCCACGAUGAGGCCUGGGUCUUCAGAGAGCUGCUGCCCAAACUGGAGGGGGAACAGGGCUGGAAGCUGUGUCUGCACCACAGAGACUUCCAGCCAGGGAAGCCCAUCAUUGACAACAUCACAGAGGCCAUCUAUGCCAGCAGGAAGACCAUCUGCGUGAUCAGUCGGAGAUACCUGGAGAGCGAGUGGUGCUCCAGGGAGAUUCAGGUGGCCAGCUUCCGCCUGUUCGACGAGCAUAAGGACGUCUUGAUCCUGGUCUUCCUGGAGGACAUCCCCGUCUGUGAGCUGUCUCCUUACUACCGUAUGAGGAAGCUGCUGAAGAAGUGGUCCUUCCUGAGCUGGCCCCGGGCUGCCCAGUGCACUGACCUGUUCUGGGAGAAGCUCCGCCAGGCUCUGAAGGCCAAAGAAAGUCCAGGUGGGGAGAUGCUACUGCUGACUGUCGACGACGAGUUCAUACAUUUUCGUCUUAUAAAUGACUUGUUGACUAGGCCUAACUUACACUUUUGGUUUGGAAGAUUGGAAUACGUCAUGAUGGAAGAUGACGGAACACCAAACAGAAAGUCCACAAGGUUUAUUUUCAUUGUCUUCUCUCUGACUAUCAGCACUCAAAUUGGAUUUUCACUGAGGAACUGUCGGAUAAGUUCCGACCGCGCCAUUUGUUCGGCCAAUGGGCUCCUGGCUGUUCCUCGUGACAUCCCGCAAUCUGUCACAGAGUUUGACUUGUCCGUGAACAAAAUAUCCAAAAUACGAGUCGGCGACUUCAGAAAUUACACGGCCCUGCUCGAGUUAAACUUUAAACGUAACUCCAUUUCGCAAAUAGAAGAAGGUGCCUUUGCUGACCUGCGCUCACUCCGGAGGUUGAAUCUGAAUAAUAACCGGCUGGCACGACUGGGAGACGUUUUUGGUGGUUUGGGCAACCUAACUGAGCUGAGAAUCACCAGCAAUAACAUCAAGAGCGUGCUGUCGUCCUCCUUUAAGCCUCUGAGGAGACUGACCUUUCUGGACCUGUCCUACAACAAAUUGCAGAAAUUGUUAUAUGUUCAUCAUGCAAUACAACAUCUACCAAAUCUACAGUAUCUGAUCAUCAAAAGUAUCAAUGUAAACAUUUUUCGUUCUUGGGAACUGACCAACCGCACGGUGGGUCUCCAGUACCUCGACUUAUCUCAGAAUUCCAUUGAUGUCUUCAACGUCACCGCAGAUGUUUUCCAAAACCUAACCUGGUUAAACAUUGGUGGCCCCCCAAGGAAGCACAAGAUGAAAUGGGACCUUCAUGAGAAGACGCUGCUCAGCCGAGUGUCCACACUCGAUAUUGGCGGCAUUCACUUGGAAGACCAAAGAGCGUUUUUCGAGAGCUUCAACUUUUCAUUGACUUCUGUGAGGAUGAACGCGAUGAAACACAACCUUAAAGAGCUGCUCGGCAUCACCUGUACCAUCCCAACGCUGACGCAGCUCCAAGUCAGACGCAACAAGCUCAAGCUGGUGGAUUCAGGUCUGUUUCAGCCGUGCUCCAAUGUCACAGAGUUGGAUCUGGCCGAAAAUCGCAUUCAAAGCAUCUCCCACGACUCCUUCAGAGCCCUUCAAGGUCUGAAGAGCUUAAGUUUCAGCCGCAAUAAACUCACACUGGUCCCGCCUGCCAUCAGGAAUCUGACCAGGCUUCUGGAACUGGACCUGAGCUCCAACAACAUCACCUCUCUUGGUUGUCACGACUUUGCCGAGUUGGGUCACCUCAGGGUUCUCAGUCUAUACCAGAACUUCAUCAGGACAGUAAAGCAGUGCGUCUUCCAGGAUCUAAGGAACCUUCAGGUCCUGAAGUUGCAGACGAACCAAAUCACGAGACUGAAUGAUGCUUUUAAAAGAUACUUGCCAAAUCUCAGACAACUGCGACUGGACAGGAAUCAACUCACCACCAUUGAAGACGGAGAGUUCGAAGGCUUGCGGUCUCUUCAGUACCUGACCCUGCACGGGACUCUUAUCAGCAAGUUAAAAAAAGGCUGCUUCAGGGGACUGACGAUGCUCACAGAUAUCCUGCUGCAAUCCAAUAACAUCCGAGAGAGCGAAAUAACCCAGGAUGUGUUCAAUGAUCUGAUUAAUUUAAGAAGGUUGAAUAUAUUGGAUAAUCACAUCAAAUACAAUUCGAGUGCAGCUUUGCCAAAGCCGCCAUUCGCUCGCCUUUCUCUCCUGGAGAGUCUCAUCAUGUCGGGCCAACACAGCAAGGCCAAGCACUACUUGCCUCGCAACUUCCUGCAAGGUUUGACCAACCUCUUAGUCUUUGAUACCAGGAACGUCCAGCUCUGGACCUUGCAUCAAGAUAUGUUCAAGUACACUCCUCUUCUGCAGAAGCUGGACAUCAGCUCAAACGACCUCGGGGAUGUCUCGCCACAUUUGUUUGCCCCCAUCCAGAACCUUCAAAGCCUCUACAUUUCCAGAACAAGUUUUCAGUCGCUAGAUUUUUUAAAGGAGGCCAAUCUUACCAAGCUGGAGUUCCUGCAAGCACGAAAGAACCAAUAUUCAGUCAUCACUAAGGAACAGCUGGAAGACCUUCCUGCUCUGGCUUAUCUGGAUCUUCAAGGCAACAGUUUCACCUGCGACUGCGACAACGCUUGGUUCAUCCAGUGGGUAAACGACACCAAAACGCAAGUUUAUGACGCCGAUAACUUUGUAUGCAACUACCCCCCGAACCUUAAAGGCUCCAAGCUCCUGGACCUUGACAUCCGAUCCUGCUCCGUGGACAUUGAGUUCCUUUACUUCAUCUCCACCACAUGUGCCAUCCUCUUGUUCAUGCUGACCACCUCCACCUACCAUUUCCUGCGAUGGCAGCUGGCUUACGCCUAUCACCUCUUCCUGGCUUUGCUGUACGAGAGGAAGCACGGGAACACGCAGCCUCAGUGUCUCUACGACGCUUUUGUGUCCUACAACGCCCACGAUGAGGCCUGGGUCUUCAGAGAGCUGCUGCCCAAACUGGAGGGGGAACAGGGCUGGAAGCUGUGUCUGCACCACAGAGACUUCCAGCCAGGGAAGCCCAUCAUUGACAACAUCACUGAGGCCAUCUAUGCCAGCAGGAAGACCAUCUGUGUGAUCAGUCGGAGAUACCUGGAGAGCGAGUGGUGCUCCAGGGAGAUUCAGGUGGCCAGCUUCCGCCUGUUCGACGAGCAUAAGGACGUCCUAAUCCUGGUCUUCCUGGAGGACAUCCCCGUCUAUGAGCUGUCUCCUUACUACCGCAUGAGGAAGCUGCUGAAGAAGCGGUCCUUCCUGAGCUGGCCCCGGGCCGCCCAGUGCACUGACCUGUUCUGGGAGAAGCUACGCCAGGCUCUGAAGGCGCAACAAGAUCCGGGUGGGGAAAUGCUGCUGCUGACUGUAGACGACAGAGCGCCAUGAUGAUGAUGAUGAUGAUGAUGAUGAUGAUGAUGAUGACAGUGAUGGAGGUGAUGGCCUAUAGGGGGCGCCACUCAUCAUGAUAACUAAAUAAUAAAUAAAUACCAUCCAUUCAAACAGACAGGGGUGGUGUGAAAAUGUGUUUAAUAAAUUAACAGGCAAUAGCUUUUUCAACAUUUGAGAACUCCAGUGAAUAGGAAGAUGUGAGGACGUUACAAAGUAUUCCAAAUACUACACUUUGCUGUUUAUAAAACAGAGCUUAUUUGACUGUGCUUCUGUGCUACAGGAAGUGGUUGUAACUAGAGAUUGUGUUCAUGCUGCAGCGGCGGUCAUAUUGGCCUGUUUUGGGCCUCUGUGCUCUUCCUCCUGCGCUCACUGCCAGGAAAAGA
This is a messenger RNA of Doryrhamphus excisus (bluestripe pipefish), 6285 nucleotides long. The record is from RefSeq and is a predicted model, not a curated record. NCBI's taxonomy places the organism in Eukaryota, Metazoa, Chordata, Actinopteri, Syngnathiformes, Syngnathidae.